Molecule: messenger RNA, 1672 nt
Organism: Penicillium brasilianum
Lineage: Eukaryota; Fungi; Ascomycota; Eurotiomycetes; Eurotiales; Aspergillaceae
Source: the annotation of a GenBank genome assembly
UUGCCAGUUACUUAACUUUUCACUCGUAGCUGAUUUGUGUCUCGUGUCAUUUCUGUGCAACAUGCGCUUGCUAUCGUCGUUCGGCCUCCUAGGCAUUGUCCUGGCCAGUUCCGAGACGCAAAAGACUCUUCCAGCACACGAGCACCAGUCCGCGUCGCCCUUGGACUCGUCUUUCGAUCAAAAAGUCGAGUGGGCCCUUGAACAUUUCAACAUUCCAGGCCUCGCCGUUGCAGUAUCCCAUGGAGAGACUUAUUCAAAAGGCUACGGCGUGUCGGAUAUUCUCACUUCCAGGCCAGUGACAGAACACACUUUGUUCUUUACAGGAAGUACGACGAAGGCCUUCGUCUCUGCCGCGAUCUCCCUUCUCGUUGAUGACGAUAUCAAAUUCCCAGCCGUCCAUUGGGAUACACCGGUCCAUACUCUGCUUCCAACCGACUUUGUACUCAAUGAUCCGUGGGCUACAUCACAAAUGACGAUUAUUGACAUUCUAUCACAUCGCUCUGGCCUCCCACGCCAUGACUGGGUGUGGCUUGCUAACAUCACGCUUCAGGAAGCUAUCAAGUCAAUGAGAUACCUUCCCUUUACGGCCUCUCCGCGGUCGGAAUGGCAAUAUUGCAACCUGAUGUACGGUGUAGCGGCCCAUCUCAUCGAGACCCUCACGAACCAGUCCGUAGAGUCUUUUCUACGAGACCGGAUCUGGUCGCCCCUGAACAUGACCGAGACUUAUCUUUCCCUGGAUGAAGCACAAAGCGCACAACGGGAUAUCUCACAAGGCUACUAUCUGAAUCAGGAUGGCAAUAUUACCUCCACCGAUCGAGUCUCCAUAGAAACUCUCCGCGGGGCAGGCAAUACACUGUCAUCAGUCUCAGACUAUGCGAAGUGGAUUUCCACCAUGCUGAAUCGUGGGCCACCCUUCUCCCAAUCGGGUUAUGCGACAUUGCUCGGCAGCCAUGCGAUUGUAUCCCGCAAUCCUAUCGAACCGUUCCAAACUCCAACACUUUAUGGACUGGGAUGGAUGUUAGACUCGUAUAAUGGCGAGGUGAUAGUAUCCCAUGGGGGAGCUCAAUUCGGGUAUGGAGCGUGCGUUGUUCUUUUACCACGACGGAACUUCGGGCUCGUACUGUUGGGAAAUAACAUGAACGGGGUUGAUGCUGCGGCCAACGUGCUUGCCUAUCAUCUGAUCGAUGAGGAGUUGGGUAUUUCCCCGGAAAGUCGGUUUGACUGGGUGGCAAGGGGCGAUGCUGUGAUCAACAACACGCGACUUUCCGAAGGCUUCCUCUUCGAGCUUUACCCCAAAAUCCCUUGUCCUCCCCUACCAAGCCCUCUUAACUUCUCUUUCUUCGAAGGAUCUUACUCACACCUAGCUUACCCGGACCUGAUUUUGACCAGUAACUGUACCGGAGACGAUAGAAACUAUACGGGGCUGAACCGAACGACGCCCGACCUGUGUGCCUCUUUUGCCAAUUCCAAUGAGUAUUCGAAAGAUAUGGUCAUUGAUCUUUUCCAUAUCUCCGGCACGCAGUGGCUUCAAAUCGCAGUGGGUUGGGGCGUUCCCAGUGCCACUCGGGUCGAGUUUAUGAUUCGUGACGGCUCCGCGAGAUGGCUCGGGAUUGAGAUCGAGCCUUUGAUGGCGGAACGUAAGGAAAAAAUAUUGUGGAAACAUAUGUUGUGA